CCCGGCUCCCGCCCGCGCCCCACCCAGUCUGCGGGCCGCCCGCCCGGCUCGCGCCUGCGCCCCCAGAUGCUGAAGCGGGCGGAGUUGAGGGUGACGGGCGGGAUGUUUUGGGGGGCGGGGGUCCCGAUGACGGCAUCUGAGCGCGCCGCGCUGGGGCUCCGAGCCUGACUGCACGGCCCGGGUCUACACUCGCCCCCGAGCAGGUCAGGCGCUGCAGGACUUGGCUCUGGGUCACCUGCAGGGUGAGUCCAGCCAAGGUUACAGGUGCUGUCGCAGAGGCCUCUCUCUCUCAGCAGGGCCCUAAGCAACCCUCUCUCAACAUGGGGCUGGAGGCCCAGAGGCCACCAGGGGCUGAAGAGGCCCCUGUGAGGGUGGCCCUGCGAGUCCGCCCGCUGCUGCCCAAGGAGCUGCUGCAUGGGCACCAGAGCUGCCUGCGGGUGGAGCCGGGCCAUGGCCACGUCACCCUGGGCCGCGACCGCCGCUUUGGCUUCCACACGGUGCUGGCCGAGGACUCGGGACAGGAGGCCGUGUACCAGGCUUGCGUGCAGCCCCUCCUUGAGGCAUUUUUCGAAGGCUUCAAUGCCACCGUCUUUGCCUACGGUCAGACGGGCUCUGGGAAGACGUACACCAUGGGGGAGGCCAGUGUGGCCUCCCUCCAUGAGGACGAGCAGGGUAUCAUCCCACGGGCCAUGGCUGAGGCCUUCAAGCUGAUCGAUGAGAAUGACCUGCUUGACUGUCUGGUGCACGUGUCCUACCUGGAAGUGUACAAGGAAGAGUUCCGCGACCUGCUCGAGGUGGGCACUGCCAGCCGAGAUAUCCAGCUUCGGGAAGACGACCGUGGGAAUGUUGUGCUGUGCGGGGUGAAGGAAGUGGAUGUGGAGGGCCUGGACGAGGUGCUGAGCCUCCUGGAGAUGGGCAACGCAGCGCGGCACACGGGUGCCACGCACCUCAACCGCCUCUCCAGCCGCUCGCACACGGUCUUCACGGUGACCCUGGAGCAGCGCGGGCGCGCCCCCAGCCGCCUGCCCCGACCCGCCGCCGGGCAGCUGCUGGUCUCCAAGUUCCACUUCGUGGACCUGGCGGGCUCCGAGAGGGUGCUCAAGACAGGCAGCACGGACGAGCGGCUGAAGGAGAGCAUCCAGAUCAACAGCAGCCUCCUGGCUCUAGGCAACGUCAUAAGCGCCCUGGCUGACCCCCAGCGCCGCGGUAGCCACAUCCCGUACCGUGACUCCAAGAUCACCCGAAUCCUCAAAGACUCUCUGGGCGGGAACGCCAAGACGGUGAUGAUCGCCUGCGUCAGCCCCUCGUCCUCCGACUUCGAUGAGACCCUCAACACCCUCAACUACGCUAGCCGCGCCCAGAACAUCCGCAACCGCGCCACGGUCAACUGGCGGCCCGAGGCCGAGCGGGCGCCCGACGAGGCGGCGGCCGGGGCGCGGGGACCGCCGCGGCACCGCUCGGAGACGCGCAUCAUCCAUCGCGGCCGCCGCGCCCCGGGCCCCGCCGCCGCCUCCGCGGCCGCCACCGCCCGCUUGGGCGCCGAGUGCGCGCGCUACCGGGCCCGCACGGACGCAGCCUACAGCCUCCUGCGCGAGCUGCAGGCCGAGCCCGGGCUGCCCGGCGCCGCCGCCCGCAAGGUGCGCGACUGGCUGUGCGCCGUCGAGGGCGAGCGCAGCGCCCUGAGCUCCGCCUCCGGGCCCGACAGCGGCAUCCAGAGCGCCUCCGCGGAAGACCAGGCUGCGCAGGGGCCGCUCGGGCGAAAGGAGGAUGAGGCGGCACAGCAGCUGCUGAGCCUGCAAGGCCAGGUGGCCCGGCUGGAGGAGGAGAACCGAGACUUUCUGGCGGCUCUAGAGGAUGCUAUGGAGCAGUACAAACUGCAGAGCGACCGUCUGCGUGAGCAGCAGGAGGAAAUGACAGAGCUGCGGCUGCGGCUAGAGAUGGUGCGGCCUGGCUGGGGGGCCCCAGGGCUCCUGCAGGGCCUGCCUCCUGGAUCUUUUGUGCCUCGGCCUCACACAGCCCCCCUGAGGGGUGCUCACACCCAUGUGCUCAGCAUGGGGCCCCUUGCCUGCCUUCCUGGAGAUGAAGCUUGUCCUGAGCAGUGGGGAGAGCUGACAGAUGGCAGGGAAGCUGGGGCCAAGCUGCUGACUGAGGGAGAUAAGCUGGGAAGUGGCUCUCCAACUGCAUCAGAGGAGGACGAAGAGGAGGAGCCACCGAGGCGGGCCUUGCACCUGCGCAGAAAUGGGAUCAGCAACUGGAGCCGGAGGGUGGAGGUUCGUGCAGGAAGUCCGUCCCGCAGGAAGGGCCCAGAGCUUCACCUUGAAGAGCUGGAUGUGGCCAUCCCAGGGCCCAAAGCGGUUGGUGGGAACAAGGCCCCUGCUGUCUCAGCCUCUGAGUGGAGACUGGCCCAGGCCCAGCAGAAAAUCCGGGAGCUGGCCAUCAACAUCCGCAUGAAGGAGGAGCUCAUCGGCGAGUUGGUCCGCACAGGGAAGGCAGCCCAGGCCCUGAACCGCCAGCACAGUCAGCGCAUCCGCGAGCUGGAGCAGGAGGCAGAGCGGGUGCGAGUGGAGCUCAGUGAAGGCCAGAGGCAGCUGCGGGAGCUCGAGGGCCAGGAGCCCCAGGAUGCUGGCGAGCGGUCCCGGCUCCAGGAGUUCCGCAAGAGGGUUGCCGUGGCCCAGAGCCGGGUGCAGGUGCUGAAGGAGAAGAAGCAGGCGACGGAGCGACUGGUGUCGCUGUCGGCCCAGAGCGAGAGGCGGCUGCAGGAGCUCGAGAGGAAUGUGCAGCUUAUGCGGCAGCAGCAAGGCCAGCUGCAGAGGCGGCUGCGCGAGGAGACGGAGCAGAAGCGGCGCCUGGAGAUGGAGAUGACCAAGCGGCAGCACCGUGUCAAGGAGCUGGAGCUGAAGCACGAGCAGCAGCAAAAGAUCCUGAAGAUCAAGACAGAAGAGAUCGCAGCCUUCCAGAGGAAGAGGCGCAGUGGCAGCAAUGGCUCAGUGGUCAGCCUGGAGCAGCAGCAGAAGAUCGAGGAGCAGAAGAAGUGGCUGGAUCUGGAGAUGGAGAAAGUCCUGCAGCAGCGGCGGGCACUGGAGGAGCUGGGGGAGGAGCUCCACAAGCGGGAGGCCAUCCUGGCCAAGAAGGAGGCCCUGAUGCAGGAGAAAUCGGGGCUGGAGAGUAAGCGCCUACGGUCCACCCAGGCCCUGAAUGAGGACAUCGUACGAGUGUCCAGCCGGCUGGAGCACCUGGAGAAGGAGCUCUCAGAGAAGAGCGGGCAGCUGAGGCAGGGCAGUGCCCAUAGCCAGCAGCAAAUCCGUGGGGAGAUUGACAGCCUGCGUCAGGAGAAGGACCUGCUGUUGAAGCAGCGCCUGGAGAUCGACAACAAGCUGAGGCAGGGUAGCCUGCUGUCGCCUGAGGAGGAGCGGACACUGUUCCAGCUGGAUGAGGCCAUCGAGGCCCUGGACGCUGCCAUUGAGUAUAAGAAUGAGGCCAUCACAAGCCGCCAGCGAGUACUGCGGGCCUCGGCCUCCUUGUUGUCCCAGUGUGAGAUGAACCUCAUGGCCAAGCUCAGCUACCUCUCGUCCUCAGAGACCAGAGCACUACUCUGCAAGUACUUCGACAAGGUGGUGACACUCCGAGAGGAGCAGUACCAACAGCAGAUCGCUUUCUCGGAGCUGGAGAUGCAGCUUGAGGAGCAGCAGCGGCUGGUCUACUGGCUGGAGGUGGCCCUGGAGCGGCAGCGCCUGGAGAUGGACCGCCAGCUUACCCGGCAGCAGAAGGAGCACGAACAGAACAUCCAGCUCCUCCUGCAGCAGAGUCGAGACCACCUUGGCGAGGGCUUAGCUGACAGUAAGAGGCAAUAUGAGACCAGGAUUCAAGCUCUGGAGAAGGAACUGGGCCGCCACUUGUGGAUAAACCAGGAACUAAAACUGAAGCUCAGUAGUUUGAAUGCUGCAGGCCAGAGCAGGGGUGGGGAGAAGAGGACCCUGUGCAUGGAGAACAGACAGCCUGCGAAUGAAGACGAGCUCCCCUGGCAGGUUCCCCUCACUGAGAGCAACCCCCGUGUCCGGGAGGAGAUGCGGGACUUGGUCCACGCUCCAUUACCAUUGACAUGGAAACGCUCGAGCAUGUGUGGCGACGAGCAGGGCUCCCCCGAGGAGUCGAGGCAGCGGGAGGAGGCUGAGCCCCUGGUGGGGCGGGUGCUGCCUGUCGGUGAGGGGAGUCUGCCCUGGAACUUUGGGCCCUUGCCCAAGCCCCGGCGGGAACUCCGGAGAGUCAGCCCAGGGAUGAUUGAUGUCAGGAAAAACCCCUUAUAGGCUCCUGGGGAAGACCCUCCCUGGGGGCAGAUUCGGAUCCUGCUAAAAGGUGCUGUUGCCCACUCUUUGGCUUCUUUGAAGGACAGUCCUUACCUCACAGGCAAAAUCAAGGGCCUGAUCGUUACACUAAUUGGAGUCAACAAAUUUGAGCCAUAGCCCAAAAGAACUGGACCCAAAUUGGUUUUAAAAAUAACACGCAAAUUCCUAUCACUCACUCCCCUUCAAGCUGCAGUACCCGAUUGCCACCUUUUGGUUUGCUCAAGAGUUCUGGAAGGAAGAAGUGCAGUAUCUGCCCAUAGUCCUGGGGUCCAACUGAGGCCUGUCACAGAAAGGUCAAUGGCGACAGGGUUGAGGUUUAAAUGGUCUUAUGUAUAUAAGGGGAACUGGGAAACUUAGCACAGUUUUAGAAUAUUUUUUAAACCAUUUUACAAUAAACAAGAAUAAUCUCUGAAGGAAGGAAUGGGAGUUUUCACUUAAGAAUUUCAUGUCUACAAUGACAGUAUGAAUUAGAUUUUGAAACAGUUGCUUCUUGGAACACAACAGACUUGGAAGCUUGAGAAAGUGAGGCAGGUCUAAUCAGCCCUCACUGGUUGCCACUCCCUGGCCAAGACAGAACAGUCUGGAUCAGGAGCUCCAAGAGAAAACUAUGAGUCAGCCAUGAGCGAGUGAGGACUGUGUCGUGAACUGGCCGACUCAUGGGGCAGACCUGGAACUGUGGGCUCCAGAAACCAUUAGAACUGGACCACAAGUCACCGUCAUCCCCAGGCUGGAAUGUUAAACAGAAAUGCACCAUGUACCCAGGCGCCACGGGUGAUUUUAUUGUUCUUCAUAGGGGGUUCA
Choloepus didactylus (southern two-toed sloth) is the source of this 5144-nucleotide messenger RNA. It is a transcript of the gene KIF7, whose product is annotated as kinesin family member 7. The record is from RefSeq and is a predicted model, not a curated record. Lineage: Eukaryota; Metazoa; Chordata; Mammalia; Pilosa; Megalonychidae. Gene Ontology annotation, biological process: mitotic spindle organization; microtubule-based movement. Gene Ontology annotation, molecular function: microtubule motor activity; microtubule binding; ATP binding.